Molecule: messenger RNA, 4176 nt
Organism: Closterium sp. Naga37s-1
Lineage: Eukaryota; Viridiplantae; Streptophyta; Zygnematophyceae; Desmidiales; Closteriaceae
Source: the annotation of a GenBank genome assembly
AUGGACGACCCGCCGCGCCUUGACUCGGACGAAGCUCUGCGAGAGGGGAUCUCGGCGAGAAAUCCUGGUUUUCAAUCCCCCUCCGACUUGUCACCUUGGCCGAGGGGAUCCCCUCCGCAGGCAAUCGCAGCCGCAGCCAAGGCAGAGGUUGCAGCAGCAACAACAGCAGUAACGGCAGCAGCAGCAGCAGCAGCAGCGGCAGCAGCAGCGGCAGCAGAGGGGCGGCAUGCAGCGCCGUUCCUAGUGGACGACCUGAUGGGCAUGGAGCAGCUGAGCCGCGUGAUGCGGGGCGGCAAUUACCGCUGCAACCGCUGCUCCGACCCCGAAGUGUUUCUCUCCAAGCACGAGCGCCUGGAGAACUCACCUCUUCCGCUCACCGAUCCCUUGCGCACGCGUCUCCAGCAGCUACUGUCGCGACACCCGCAGCACGUGAGCGCGCUUCACUUGCCCAUGGAAGGAGCAAGCUCAGGCGGAGCAGAUGAGGGAACGAGUUGUCCGCAUCUACGAUCGCUGCACUUCAGCCUCUGUAGCAACAACUACCUCACAAUGAGUGAAGAAGUAGCUGCCUUGCUCUCCCAUCUCGCCCACCUCUCCCUGCCUCUCUCCGACCUCCCGCCUUACCUCCUUCCCCACCUCUCCUCCCUCCGCUCCCUCCGCCUCUCCCUCUCUGCUCCCCACCAUCCGCUCCUCCUCUCCGGUCGCCCCUUCCACUCUCUCUCCCGCCUCUCCCUCCUCCACCUCUCCCUUGGAGAAAGUGUGGAAGGAGGAGGUGGUGAGGAGGAGGAGGGAGGCGGAUGGGUGGGCGAUGGGUGGGCUGGGGAGGACUCGGUGGUGGGGUGGCUGCCUGCCUCGCUGUGGUCGCUCACGCGCCUGCAGCAGCUCACCACCAACGUGGGAGGCGAGUGGCACUGCACGGGCCUCAACGCCCUCUUCCCCCCCCACGAUUCUACACACCCGCACCAGUGCCACCGGCAGUGCCUAGCCGCCCUCCCGAACCUGACCUCUCUCUCCCUCCUUGCUCACCGCACCUUCCCUCCCUGCCUCUCCUCCCUCUCCUCCCUCACUCUCCUCUCCAUCCCCCUCGCCUCCCCUCUCCACUGCCCCGCUUCUCUCGCCCUCUUUGCCCACUGGCCCCGUUUGUCUCAUCUGCACGUGAGUGGUGAGGGUCCCGCCAAACCUACCUUCUGCCACACCAAACCUGCAACUGGUCACACCAAACCUCUCUUGUGCCCCGAAGCAACCCUGUCGUCAGCCUCCCUCCGCCACGUCACUCUCACGGGGACAGCUGGCGUCAUCCCAUUGGCGGUGUGGGGGCGGCUGUGCCCUCAGCUGCAGUCGCUCAAGAUCCACGGCUCGCCCCGAGUGGCUGUCCGUGGGUUGGGGGAGGCGAAAGGGGAGGGGCAUGGUGAGGGCGCUCGUGGUGCGGCAGAGACGGCAGCUGCGUGCUUCUUCCCUUUCCUUGAGGAGCUUGUGCUGUGCAAUGUGCGCAUAGGACCAAGCUAUGCACACUCGCAGAAGCAGCAGCAGCAGCAGCAGCAGCACACGCUCGCAUUCAUGGGCCUUCUGCCGCGCCUGACCCACUUGGCCAUUCAUGACACCCGAUGGCCUUCCCACCCCGAAAUGCACGCACCCACCAUCCUGCCGCACCUCCUCCCCAACCUCACCUUCCUGCGCAUCCACUCCCCCCCACGUGCCCCCCUGCCCGUGCUGCCCCACCUGCGCACGCUCAUAGUGGGGUCCUACCCGCACUCCUCGCGCUUCCUCGCCUCGCUCGCCCUCUUCCCCGCCCUCACUGCCCUCCGCAUCUUCAACCUCUCCACGCACAACUACCACUCCGCCCUCUCCUGCCCUCCCCACCUCAAAUCGCUCCAAAUCUGCCACUCCCACACUCCCCUCCUCCCCGACUGCCUCCGCCUCUUCUCCUCCCUCACUCGCCUGCACCUCUUCCAGUGUACCCCGCUCCGCGCCCUCCCCUCCUUCCUCUCCUCCUUCUCCUCCCUCACCCACUUCUCCUUCAACCGUGGCUCUGUUGUGACGCCUGUGGGGCUCGAAGGGCGUGGUGCAGCGGGUGCAGAGUCCUGUGGAGCAGGCGAGAGUGAGACUGACUCCUGGCGCUCAUGCAUCCCCAUCUGGUUCGCCUCGCUCCCCUCCCCCUCCUCCCUCGCCCACACCCUCGCCCACUACCCCAACCUCUCUACGCUCGCCCUUCCCCUCGUCUCCACCACGGCCUGCCCCCUCCGCCCCUCCCAUCUGCGCUCUCUGCUCGCUGCUGCUGCCGCUCUCCCUGCUCUCACCUCCCUCUCCUUGCUCCUGGAGCCCGGCUUUACAGCCAACUGCGAGUGGGGGUAUGGGCGAGAGGACUUGUGGGAGGACUGGCGGGAGGAUGCUGUGGUGGAGAGGAAGGUGCGGCGAUGGUGGGGAGAGGCGAACCAGGAGAUGGAGAGGGGGCUGUUUGCCGUGCUGAAGAGAUGCCGGGGACUCAAGAAGAUGCAUAUUCAAGGGAAGUGGCUCACACACCGCCUCAAACUCCCCGACUCUCUCUUCCUGCGCUGCCCGCAACUCACCGCUCUCUCCCUCCCUCUCUCCCGCCUCCCCUCCUCCCUCCUCCUCCUCCUCUCGCGCCUCACCUCCCUCGCCCUCGCCCUCCCAGCAGACCCCAUGCCACAACAGCUCUCCCUCCCCUCCCCCUUCGCCCACCUCCCCUCCCUCCGCUCACUCUCCCUGCACGUACAGGAUACCCUCAGCCCCUACUACCUCCCUAAGGAGGGCAGCAGCUGGAGCAGCGUAUCUGACGACCUGCUGCUGGGGCUGCCCUCCUGCCUCUCCUCCCUCUCCCUGCACCUCCCCACCUCCUCCAUGCCCUCUUCCUUCUCCUGCCUCACUUCCCUGACACGCCUCGACACCAACCUGUGGAUUCCGGGAAUGGAUGAAGAGGAAGAGGAGGAAGAGGAGGAGGAGGAGGAGGAGGAAGGGGUGGGAGAGGAGGAGGAAGAGGUGGGAGAGGAGGAGGAAGAGGUGGGAGAGGAGGAGGAAGAGGUGGGAGAGGAGGAGGAGGUAGGUGAGGUUGCGGCAGUGGAAGAAAGCAAUGAGGAGGAGGAGCAGAGCAACGGGCUUUGCAACGCAGGUGUUGCCUCGGGAGUCAUUGAAGAGAGACUGCUGCCUCUCUGCAACCUCACCUCCCUCUCUCUCCCCCACUACCGAUUCUUCCCUUCUCUAAUUCGCCACCUCACCCGCCUCACCUCCCUUUCCCUCCCAUCCCCCCACUUCUCAUACGAUCACCAAGUCAACAGCACCCCGCCCUGCUCCUUCCACCACGGCCUCUCUCGCCUCACUCGCCUGCAGGACCUCUUUCUCGCUUGCGACCGCCGCUGCGAGAGCUCCGACUCAGCCUGCCUGCCCCGCUUGCCCCGCCUGCGUCGCCUGCGCGUGCAAUUCCCUGAUGAAACCGUGAACGUCGCUCGGUUCAUCGCACACGUGGCAGCAUCCCUGGAGCAGCUUGACAUAAGAGCUGACUACCGCAACUAUACUUCAGCAGAUCUUUGUGGCAUGGCUGGCUGGACGGCGCCUGUGUUUCACAAGCUCAAGGUGCUGCAGCUGGUAACGUCAGGCCCCACUUCCAAUGUGGAUAUGUCGCUCUUCCCUGCCCUGGAGCACAUGGCUCUCGCUGGCAGCCGAUAUGUGUCCUGGAAGGUGGAGAACGGCUUCUCUGCCAACCUCCGCUUCCUGCACUUGGACCGUGCAAAGCUGUCGGGAUAUGACAAUGAUCGUCAGCUGACGCAGCUGACGGCGCUCACCACUCUGGUGGUGGACAACGCUGACUGCCGGGACUUCCUUGCAUGCCUCUCCUGCUUCUCCUCCGUGCACACCCUCCGCCUCUCCAACAUCACCAGAGGCUGCUCCCAGCCCUAUCUCACCUGCCCGCCUCGCCUCGCCACGCUUCAAAUCUGCCGCUGCGACCUGCGACUGCUGAAAUUCUCCCGCCUCACUCGUCUCGACCUCCUCCACUGGCGCCGCUUGCACUCUCUCCCGCCUUUCCUCUCCAAGUUCACAUCACUCCGCCAUUUCAGAGUCACCGCUGAUGGCCCCAUGCCCCACGUGCCUCCGUGCCUGGAAGAAUUUCUCAAAGGCAAGAAAUGGUACGAGCAUUCGCAUUGUGAUGGUAGCUUUGAGGAUUGA